ACAAGAAUGUCAUCAAUAAAGACCGCUGGAAAGAAACAACAAUGGAUUCCAUCAAUACAUAAUGUUCUUGAAACAAAGACUUCAAAAACUUCCAGCUUGUUAGCAGAGUUGUGAAGGUUACAACAUCAUGAAUGAAUUCUAACGAAGCUCGAGACAUCGAACUGGCUUUAAAUGAAGGAAACUAUUGAUUUAUAUCAAUGGCAGAUUUUCAGACUCACCCGGGUGUAAGACGGUCUGACUGGCGGUUACACAGAAAAGAGGAAAGCACGUCUUCUUCUUUGAAGGAAGACCUCUAUACUAUUGUUCAAGGAAUGUCCAAAAGGGUGUUUGGAAUGGGAGAGACCACUCUCGCAGGCGUCUCGAAAGGAGGCGGUCAACACCACCCUGGGGAUAAAAGCGACGAGCACCCGAAGGCUUCACGUUGGAGUCCAGGCGUUUCAGAGAGGAGCAACUCAAGUAAGUCGAGUUUCUCCCUGGCUAAGAUGGCCAGCGAAAAGCGAGCGAGACGGGUGAGAUUUUACCGCAACGGCGACCGCUUCUUCAAAGGGAUGAUUUAUGCAGUGUCCACAGAGAGAUUUCGGUCGUUCGAGAACCUUCUCACAUCUCUGACAACGUCAUCGUUGUGCGACAAACGCGUGAUGCCCCAGGGAGUCCGACACAUCUUCUCGGCGGACGGCGCGAAUCGGAUCACCAGUCUGGACCAGCUUCAGGACGGGGAGAGCUAUGUGUGUGCUUCCAACGACGUUUUCCGCACUCUGGACUACUCAAAGAACGAGGACCCGGACUGGAACAGAAGCCUUAGCGCCAGAUCCCAGACGCGGGAGACGCCAUACUACCAGCCUAACCAGCAGCUGGAGAGACAGUCUUCUCAGAGUGACCAGCACCGCUCCUCGUCUUCACAGAGUCAACACAGGCCUGGCAGCUUGGCAGGGAGCAGACCAAACUCGUCCCGGGCCAAACCCUCCAAGAGUGAGAUGUGCCCGUCCAACAGCAAGGAGUACGACAAGUACCAGCAGUCCUUCGUCACGCCCCGCCUCAUCACAGUCAUCAAACACGGCAAGAGGCCGCGGCGUGCCGUCAGACUGCUGCUCAACAAGAAGACGGCGCAGAGCUUUGACCAGGUGAUGGUUGACAUCACAGAAGCUGUGAAAAUGGACAGUGGGAAUGUUCGCAAACUGUACGCUUUGUCUGGGCGACAGGUGACAUGCUUGGCCGACUUCUUCGGGGAAGACGCUGUUUUUCUAGCCUGUGGCAAAGAAAAAGUCUCAAUGGAAGAUCUAAAUCUUGAUCAAAGAGAGGUUCGCCAAGUGAACGCUUACCGCCCCUUCACUGGCAAGACCCGGGAGAGAGUGACACUUCGUAGAUCGCGGAACACUGGCUCCGACACCGAGUCCCGUGCCUCCAGCACCAAGAGGAGCUCAGAUACGUCUGAUGGAUUGGCAAGAAGUUCAGAUCACGGCUCUCUCGCCCCUGGGAAAGAAAAUGGGACAGAAACUGAAGCAAAGACGGAGCUCGGGAAUGAAAGCGAAAAAGACGAUGAAAAAAAUUUUGAUAUCCACAAGAUUCUGAAGCCAGUGGCUCUCACAAACAAAUAUGAGAUUGGUGCUCUCAUAGGAACUGGAAACUUCGCUGUCGUCUUAGAGUGCAAAGAGAAGAAGACGAAAAGAAAGUUUGCUCUGAAAAUAAUCAAUAAGGACUCUUGCAAAGGGAAGGAGAAGAUGAUCGACAACGAAGUGCGCAUCCUACGCUGUGUCAAACACCCUAACAUCAUCCGGCUCGUUGAAGACUACACCAACCAGCAUCGCAUUUUCUACAUCAUGGAACUGGUCAGGGGUGGCGACCUGUUUGAUGCUAUUGCAUCCUCCACCAAGUACACAGAACAAGAUGCUAGUGGCAUGCUCUACAAUCUAGCCAGUGCCUUGGAUUACCUUCACGGCAUGCACAUUGUCCACAGAGAUGUCAAGCCGGAAAACUUGCUGAUUCGGCAACACGAUGACGGAACCAAAUCCCUGAAGUUGGGCGACUUUGGGCUGGCGACGGAGGUGAAGGGCCCGCUGUACACUGUGUGUGGGACACCUACUUAUGUGGCCCCUGAAGUCAUUGCAGAGACAGGGUACGGCGUGAAAAUUGAUGUCUGGUCAGCGGGAGUGAUAGCGUACAUCUUGUUGUGUGGUUUCCCUCCCUUUUCAAGCUCCUCAGAUAACCAAGACGAACUGUUUGAUUUGAUCCUGACAGCAAGCUACGAUUUCCCUAACCCUUACUGGGAGGGAAUCUCUGCCCCUGCAAAGAAUCUGGUGAAACGAAUGCUGGAAAUCGACCCAGACAAGCGGCUGUCGGCUGGUCAGGUUCUGCAGCACAAGUGGGUCUCGAGUGACGUCAUAUAUGAGGCUGAUCUUCAGAAGAUGGUGUCAACAGGCCUUAGCACUUUUUUCAGAAGAGGCCCGAGAAGUAUACCGAAAAAUGCUGGAAUACAGAUCAUAGCGACGACCGCCUUAGACAAAGUUUCCAGAUAUUUCCAAGGCAGAGGCUCACCGCUCGACAAACUACGCGGCAUUGAGGACUAACUGGACCACCUGGGAAUGUAUGACCGAUCCAAUGUAGGCAGCAGCUCCAACAUGAGGAAUUCGCCAUUGUCAUCGUCAUUUCUGGGAACUCGUGUCGUCAGUCACAGGUUGUGCAGACGAUGUGUUUUGUCGAAGUAAACAGGAAUGCUGUGAGGUCAUUCAGAGAAGGGAUUCCUUUGAAAAAAUUACAAGACGUUAAUAGGAUAGACGUUAAGCGCAUAGAGCAUUGCAUAGGUGGACAUGCGCUAUAUAAAUCCAAUCAAUUAUUAUUAUUAUUAUUUGGGAUUCUUCAGCAAAAGAUACACAAUGGUGGACAUAUUUAUUUUUUAACCUCUCUAUCGUUGUGUAGAUAAACGUAGUCGUUUAUGAUCUCUCAAACUGGUUAUCUGCCAUUUUCCCCCUUAUGCUUCAUAGAGGACGUUCUCGAAGAUAUAUUUGUAAGUUGUUCAGUAAUGUACUCUUGGUCUUAAUGAGGAGAAAUAUAUUAUCGCUUUGUUUAAAUCCCUCUUGAAUGAACAUUUUUAUCGUGUUGGAACACAACGAAGAAACGAAUCAGCAUUGAACGGGUUGAUAGAAAUAGGACUUUAUUGUUGAAUAGUUUCCGAUGUAUAACGAAUAGCGUCUCAGUAUAAUAAACUAUUAUGUGUACUUUACAACUUCGAUUAAAUCAUAUCGUCAGCACAACCACCGUUUGAGCCUGUGGUACACGUUCGACUUCAAGGCAAGCCUGCGUUAAAUGUAGUGAAACUUACUUGUGCGGUUGGCGUUAGGAUGUACUGCAUCUUAAUGUAUUCUGUCCUGUAUGGCAGUCUGUGAAGUGAAUGAGUUGAUAUGAUAAAAACACACGAACGACUCAA
This is a messenger RNA of Aplysia californica (California sea hare), 3421 nucleotides long. RefSeq names its product serine/threonine-protein kinase DCLK1. The record is from RefSeq and is a predicted model, not a curated record. The coding region runs from base 198 to 2564 and encodes 788 amino acids. Gene Ontology annotation, molecular function: ATP binding; protein kinase activity. The transcript has 19 exons. Lineage: Eukaryota; Metazoa; Mollusca; Gastropoda; Aplysiida; Aplysiidae. Gene Ontology annotation, biological process: intracellular signal transduction; protein phosphorylation.